This is a messenger RNA of Darwinula stevensoni, 2454 nucleotides long. NCBI's taxonomy places the organism in Eukaryota, Metazoa, Arthropoda, Ostracoda, Podocopida, Darwinulidae. The record is from the annotation of a GenBank genome assembly.
AUGUCAGACACUCCAUGUGGGAAAUUCAAUUUAGUCUCCACUACCCUUGCUGCUGAGCGACGUCCUACAUGGUUUGAAUGGUUCUGGGGGCUUCUUACUGGCCAUGAAUCUACUGCUGAUGAGGAACAUGAACCGAGGAUCGAAGGAGGAACUACAUUGACUUCCAACAAUGAAGCUCCUUGGAUGAGCCGCUAUACCGCCCCAUAUUGCCCCCUCACCGUCACCCCGUUUUGCCCCAUUAGCACCGUCUAUAAUAAAGACAUUGCCAACAAAAGCUUGAAUACCACUUUGAACGUGGAAAUUAUUUCCGGAACAACGACCAUCGCUCGAAGUGCUGACAUUUCCAGAGCCCAUGGGAGUCAUAUAGAAAAUUAUUUCAUCGAACUCAAGAAUCCGUUGACAUUUUCGCCUACCGUUCAGCCAAUUUGUGUGGCGAAGGGAUUUUUCGAUGCCAAUAGCGCGACACCCUGCAAGCAGACGGUCUUUGGAUGGGGUGAAAUCAAUGACCAACACCAGGCAACUCCCUUCCUGAAGAAAGUGGAUGUAAAGAGGUCCUGGGAUUGCUCAGGAGGAUCUAAUAUGACAAUAUGCAUUCACACGGAAGGAGCCCCACAAACAGGAAUCUGCAAUGCCCGGAGGAUUGUGUGCGCGAAAGAAUUCAACUGGAAAGUUGAUACGCCGAUGGACAUCAUCAUCGCUAUCGCCAUUCUCGACAGUGUCGAGACUGACGAAUCCACAUUUCGCCUUCAAAUCGAGACGUCAUGUCUGCAUCGAUCAAACAGAGGUCAGCGCUGGAGUGUUGGAAGGAAAUACGGCAUUUCCAGGAAAGGUGGUCGAGAAUGCACUUCAACAACGAGAGACAAAGCGGCGGAAGGCAUCUCUAUCACGAUCAGACAUAUUGCACUCCAAUUUUCGCACGAUAGCAUGCUUAGCAGCCUUGUAGAUGGAUUCGCGAGGCGAAUCCGGGUCGUCCAAGACGAUGAGGUGGGUGGUGGCCCGCAUGAUGCUGCCGUGGUAAAACUGGCUCGCACACCCUCGAUCCUCGAUCAAUAUCACGAAGGGGGCCUCGCAGCCUCGGAAAGCCUCUUGGUGGUAGAUCUGCACAUCGGCAUCUGUCGAUCCAAUGAGAUGUUCGCGAAUGGUUUUGAUUCCCAGAGCAAUCUGAAAGAUUUUCGUCGAGUCUUCAUUAGAGACUCCAUCGGCCACAAGGGCAUCAACCGAUGGAAAGUCCAUGACCUCCGGUUCCGUUCCGAAGACCGUCUUCGGAUGCUCCGUGUACACGUCACCCGCAUUCUUCCCUACCCGCGCGUCGAUUUCGGCAUCCUCCAUGCACUCGUACUCGUAGAACUCCGAGAUGCACGUGGUGGUACGCCGUCUCCUCGUCAGGAACUUUUCGCUCAUGAGCUUUUUAAGGCGAUUCUGAAGAAUCCACGUUUUCCCCGUUCCGUAGUCGCCGAGCAGCGCUACGUACUCGUCUUCGCAUUCCAGUAUCUCGUGUUGUUCUGGCGUGAGAAAAGCCAGCAUCCUCUUCAUUUGCUUCGCGAUUUGAGGCAGGCAAGACACGGACUCGUGCUCCGCUUCGGUCGACGAGGCGACGUAGCGAGUGAAUAUCGAACGGUACGUGCGCUUCGUUUCCUCCGAGGAGGAGGCAGAGCGAAGAUCGAUCCGGAUGCCCUGCCGGACGAGGAACUUGAACUCCAAGAGGCUAGACAGCUGCUGGCAGGCUGGCUCCUACAGCAGAAGCCACUGCUAGAAGAGCCGCGUGCUCUACGUCGGGUCCGUAGCAAGGUGGACCCUCGCGGCUUCCUUUCCCUUCCGCCGGAAUCCGAAGAGGAGGACGUUCUUCCCUCGCACUUCGCGGUUCGACGCGCGGAACACCCGGAAGUCCUUCUCCAACUCCUGCACGGAUUUGCUCAGCGCGUCCUUGAUGGUCUUCGCGCUCUUCCCGCAGUCGAUGGCCUUCGCGCGGACGAACACGCAGUAGAUGGAAUCGCCGAGAACGAGAACCGAAAGCAGAUCGUGCUUCCCGCUCAUGGAACCGUCGUGCAAUCCGGGCUUCAUCUCCUCCUUGCAGAAGUGCUUGCCGAAGGUCUUCUGGAAGUCGUAUUCGUGGACCGUGAGCGAGGUGGUCUCCUCCUUCUGCAGGAGUUCCUUCAACGGAGCGAACACGCUUCUCGCUGCCUGCUUGGACCGGACCUCGUGCCCGUGCCUCUCGCUCCAUUCCUCCCGGAUGUACUUCGAGUCGAGGAAGUAGACGUACGGGAGAAAGUAUGCUCGGGAAUCCCACUCGCCGAGGCGCUGGACGGCUUCGGCCGACGCUUCGUCCGUGGUUGGUGCUGGUGGGUCUUCGUGAGGAGCCUUGAAAGCUUCAUAUUUGGCGGCUUCAUCUUUGACGGCUUCAUUUUUUACCGCUUCAUCUCCGACAGCCUCUUAUUGGACAUAGUCGUCGACUGA